AUGUCGCAGCAAGCCAUUCCAGAAGUUCUCCAGGCGUCAGUGAACGACGUCCGUCACUUGGCCAGCAUGAUCCGUGGCGUUGCAUUCGUCAACCGUGCAACUAUCUCCAUAUCCGAGGCGGGCAUCACCGUGACUGUUGAGGAAGCACGCUCACUUAUUGCAAAUGCAUACAUCCCUUACUCUCUAUUCUCGAAUUAUACAUUCAAUCCACCGUCUGGUGACGCGGCCUCCUCCCAAGGAUCUGAUUCUCAAUCACCGGCAGCGGUGUUCGAAGUCCAGCUUGACGUUCUGCUGGAAUGCCUGAAUAUAUUCGGCACGGCCGGUGGAAAUUUACUUGUCAAGGGUGGGGCCGGCGCAGAACAAAAACCUCGAGGGAAAGCCCAAGGCAGAGGAAAAGGAAAGGAAUGGGCCGACCUCAAUGCAAAUAGGCUGGAUAAUUACUUUACGUCAAGCAAGGCUACCGCAUUGAGGAUGAGUUACCAGGGGGAGGGAUAUCCGCUGACACUUCUUCUAGCGGAAGAUGCAAAUGGACCAAAGACGACCUGUGAAGUGACCACUCUAGAGCCAGAGCCUAAUCUGGAACUACCGUUUGACGAUGACGAAAAGCGACUUAUUAUGAAGUCUGUAUGGCUACGAGAGGCUCUUUCGGAGAUCGACCAGUCCUGCGAUACGCUAACCAUCAUAUGCAACCCACCGGGUGGCGGAAAGAAGCAGUCCCCACUCUGCAUACAUGCUGUUGGGGCAUUUGGUAGCACCGAGAUGGAUUACCCUAAUGAUCGUGAGGUACUCGAAUUAUUUGAAUGUGUGGAGCGAGUUUCGUUCAACUAUCGAUAUCGACAUAUUGCACGAGCUCUCCGGCCUCUUCAGAGCUCCCUGAAGGUUUCACUAAGAAUCGACGGGGACGGGUUAUUGAGUUUGCAAUUCAUGAUGCCAGCCAGCCAAGGUGCAUUGAUCGAGUUCAAGGCAUGUAGUAUAAUCAUCUCAGCCUCUGUCUAUGACUGA
This is a messenger RNA of Rhizoctonia solani, 1002 nucleotides long. RefSeq names its product cell cycle checkpoint Rad1. NCBI's taxonomy places the organism in Eukaryota, Fungi, Basidiomycota, Agaricomycetes, Cantharellales, Ceratobasidiaceae. The record is from RefSeq and is a predicted model, not a curated record. The transcript has 9 exons. Bases 1 to 1002 code for a protein of 333 amino acids. Gene Ontology annotation, biological process: DNA damage checkpoint signaling; DNA repair. Gene Ontology annotation, cellular component: checkpoint clamp complex.